CCAAAGCAAGGGUCCGGGCGGAGGAAGUGACGUACGGCUCGGGCUGAAGGGCCGCGCUGGGGCACUGUGGCGGUCCUGGGGCCAGUACCCCCUAGCCUCUCGGAGGGGCAUGGGUGCCUUCGUCUUUCUUCUCCUUGUCCUCGUCGUGCAGGCCCGGAACGGGACUGAGAUGGACACUGCGGAGCCAGAGCCGUCCUCGGUGCCUGUACCAGCCAAUGUUAAAAUUGAGUCCUAUAAUAUGAGCCCUGUCCUUUAUUGGAAGUAUGGGGUCAUGAUGCCUACCCCUGUUUUCACUGUACAGGUAAAGAACUAUGGGAAUGGAAAAUGGAUUGAUGCCUGUAUGAAUAUUUCUCAUCAUGAGUGUAAUAUUUUUAAUGAAAUUAAUGAUCCAUCAAGUCCUGUUUGGGCCAGAGUUAAAGCUAGGCUUGGACAAAAAGAAUCUGCCUAUGCAGAGUCAAAAGAAUUCAUUAUGUGCCAACAAGGAAAAGUUGGACCCCCUAAACUGGAUAUCAGUAAAAAGGAAAAUGAAAUCAUUGUUGACAUAUUUCACCCAUUAGUUAUUAUAAAUGGAGAAGAGAUGGGACCCAUGUAUGAUUAUGAAGAUGAUUGUUACAAUUUCAUAUACAUGGUGCAUGUGAGAAUUAAUGGGAGUGAAACACCACCUCAGCAGGCCGAUAAUUGCAACGAGACUCAGUGUAGGUUAAGUAUUCCAGUGUCCUCACUGAAUGCUGAGUACUGUGUUUCAGCAGUAGGCGUCGCAGAUAGAUGGGAUGUUACAACAGAAAAGUCCGAAGAAUAUUGUGUUACUGUUUCAGAUAACAACACAGCAUAUCCCAUUUGGAUUCCAGUUGUUUCUGCUGUUGUAUUCUUUCUAAUACUUAUCAUCGUAUUCAUAUGCUGUCAGAUUAAGAAGAUAAAUCCUUUUAAGAGAAAAAACAUCACAUUACCCAAGUCUUUGCUCUCUGUUGUAAAAAGUGCCACUUCAGAGACAAAACCUGAAUCAAAAUAUGUAUCGUUGAUCACGUCAUACCAACCUAUUGCCCUAGAAAAUGAGGUGACCAGUGAAGAGCAGCUGUCUCCAGCAACAAUUUCAAGCAUGCAUACAGAAGGCAGUCCAGGAAAGGUAGAGCACGUAGAAGAAGUUUCUAGUGAAAUAGAAGUGGUGAGUACUGAAGAAAAUAUUUCUAAUGUGGUCCCAGGGAGCCCCGAGACGCCAGUAAGAAAGAAUUCUUUGCGUUCAAGUAGCAACCAGUCUGAACCCUGCAGUGUCACCUUAAACUUGUAUCACUCCAGAGAUGGUUCUGAUAGUAGCCUCGUGCAGUCGAACAGCUUAUCUGACUCUGACUCUCCCCCAAGUAAUAAAACGGAAAUAAAGGCAGAAGGACAAGACUCCAUAAUGCUGAGAAACACUACUACUUCGUUUGGUUACGAUAAACCGCACGUGUUGGUAGACCUGCUUGUGGAUGGUGGUGGUAAAGAGUCCUUGAUUGGUUAUAGACUUACAGCAGAUUCCAAAGACUGUUCAUAAAGCCAACUGAGAUGCACCAGCUUCAAAGCAUCUGAUUUCCUGACAGUUUUUCCACUUUGAUUUUAUAAAAAGAUGAUGAAUUGAGAAAUAGAAUCUUAGUUGACAGUAACCAGACAGAGUGUUUUGUUGUAGAUAAAAGUGUAAAGAGCCUGUUUGGCACUGUUACCUUGAAUCUGAAAACUACAAGAACUCGUUCUAUUUUUUCAAAAACAAAGAACAUUGUGUCAUGAGAAGCCUUCCAUCUAGAUGUGUUAGUAGUAACCAUGGACAUUCUGUAAUACUCGUGCUUCCUGUGAUGAUAGAUGUUAACGUCUUUCUAGCCAUUUAAAGAGCUGUAAUGCAUUAUUCUUUCCUGUGCCUAGAUAUGGCGUUUGUUUUUGAUAGUUCAUGUAUAUAGCACUUUUAAAAGCUUAAUUUCAAAAGAAAUGCUGAAAGCUUUUCAAAUUGUGGAAUGAAUAAUAGAAUGAAUAAAGGGUGUGUAAAUAGGAACAUUUUUUACAGAACAUUGCCUUUCAAGAUUUUUAAAUAAAAUACUUUUAAAACUUAUUUUUGUGUUCAUUUAUUGAAGCACUUAGGCAUUCUUUCAUAGUGAGAAUAUUUUUUAUCCUUUCACUUGUUUCCAUGCAUGAAAGCUAUAUACUUAUUUUCUAAAUGUUAGUAUCUAAUCUUUAAAAUAAUCCUAAAAAUAUUUUCCUCUUUAAGAAUGGUCCUUUUAUAUCUAUAUUUCUAUAUUUAGUACCCAGUGUGCAGAACACAGUUCUGAGUGAUUCAGAAAGAACAGAUUUAGCUAUAGAGCUUUAGGAACCUUUAGCAUAAAAGUAGGGGGUCAAAGUCAUGGGAGUGACCAAGGGAGCCCAGAGAAGCAUGCGGAGUGAAGAGAGAAUCACCAAGGAGAGGCCAAAACCCAUUGCCAUUGAGGCGAUUUUGACUCAGCAACCCUCCAGGACAGAGUGGAACUGCCCACAGAAUUUGCAAGGAGUGGCUAGUGGAUUUGAACUGUCGACCUUUUGGUUAGCAGGCAUAGCUGUCAACUACUCUGCCACUAGGGCUUCCAGGAGAGACCAACAAACAGUUCAUAUCUAUGUUAUACAAGUAACUCUUGGGAAUUGCUAAGAGAAUAGAAAUUUUAAGACCCAAAUGAAUUAAUGGUACAAAAAAAAUUUUAAUGCAAUUUACAUAAGUGUCUCAGUUUCCUAGAGCUGCCAUAACAGAAAUAUCACAAGUGAAUGGCUUUCACAAACAGAAAUUUAUUCUCUCACGGUUUAGGAGGCUAGAAGUCUGAAUUCAGGGCUCCAGCCCUAGGGGAAGGCUUGCUUUCUCUGUCAGCUCUGGAGGAAGGUUCUUGUCUCCUUUCAACAUCUGUUGGCCUGGCUUUCUUUGGAAAUCUGCAUGUGUCUCGGCAUCGGUCCUCCCCCUGGAUCUAGGAGGUGCUCAGCACAGGAACCCCAGGUGCAAAUAACAUGCUUCGUUCCCGGCUCUUCUUUCUUGGUUGUAAUAGGUCCCUCCUUGCUCACUUCUCUUUCCUUUUAUCUCUUGUAAGGUAAAAGGUGAUGCAGGGAUUUCCCAGCGAAAUUCCCCUUACAUCUUCUAGGGCUGUGCCCUGAGUAAGGGUGUUGCCUCCCACCCUAAUCCUGCCUCAUUAACAUAACAGACAUAACCUAAUCUUCAACAUGACCUAAUCCUAAUCAGGAGCCCUGGUGGCUCAGUGGUUAAGAGCUACGGCUACUAACCAAAACGGUCACCAGUCUGAAUCCACCAGCUGCUCCUUAGAAACUCUAUGGGGCAGUUCUACGCUGUCCUAUAGGGUCACUAUGAGUCAAAAUCAACUCAACAGCAAAGGUUUUUUUUGUUUGUUUUAAAUCCUUCAUAAUUAACAUAGUGGACAGCUCACUCCCAAAUAAGACCAUAACCCAUAGGCAUAAAUGCUAGGAUUUACAACACAUUGCAAAAUGGAGGACAGCCACACAAUACUAGGAAUCGUGGCUUAGCCAAGUUGAUACAUAUCUUGUGGGGACACAAUUCAAGACAAUAAAUAAACUGGCAAAUAAACCACAGGAAAGUAUUUCUCCUUAAUGGUGCAAAUUAAAAUGAAGUGCUACUUUUUUCUAUUUGUGAAAAAUAAAGUAGUGGUAGAUACUGAUGAGAUUGCAGUGAACCUAGCAUGCUCACUUAUUUUGGAGGCAAUGCGUAUUGUGAAUUGCUUUUCAAACUGAAAAUGGCAAAAAUAGUGCUUUUUUAGCCCUAUUCUUAAAAAACCUUUCUCCUUUUCCAAGAAGGUACACAUUUUCACCCAUGUUUUCUUUUGGUAUUUUGGGGUCAUUGUUUCAUUUCUACAUUUAAUUCUUUGAUCCAUCUAGAUUUUUUUUUUUUUUCUAAUGAGUAAGGUUAGGAUCCAGGUUUAUUAUUUUUCCCCUGGUAAAGACAAUUGUCCCAAUAUCAUUUAUUAAAUAAUCCAUCUUAUUCUGUGCUGAUUUUAAAUGUCCCAUUUAUCAUAUACGAGUAUCUCAGCUCUCCUGGGACUGUUUCAUUGUUCCUUUUCCUGCGUUUUUAAUAGCUUUAUACCGAGAUAUAUUUUGACUUUUGAGGCCCUCUCUAGUAUUGUCAGUCAAUGUUCAUUUUUUCAUGUUUCUUAGCAAUGAUUGUUCUUUCAGGUGAACUAUAGAAAUUUUUUACCAAGUUUCCCCCCCAAAAUCUUCAAAUUCUUUUGGAAUUUGUAUCAACAUAGCAUACAGUAUUUAGAGAUAACUAACAUUUUCCAAAGCUGAAUCUUUUAUAAAAAUGAGGAAUAUUUCUCUUCAAGUCGUAUGUUCCUCAUUAGAGCCUUAUACUUCAUACAGAUACAGGGCAUCUUUACUAUUUAUUUCUUGAUAUUUUAUAUUUUGUGUUGCUGAUGGGGAUGUAAUCUUGCAUUAUGGUUUCUUAAUGGCUGCUUGUAAGACAGCUAUUACAUAGUGAAAUUACAUACUAUCUUUUAAUUCAACCAACAUCUAAACUCCAUUUUUUUCCUGUGAGGUUUUCAGUUGAUUGUGGUUUUCCCGUGUACAACUGCAUCAUCUUUGAAUAAGAAUGAUCUUACCUUCUCAUUGCCAAUAUUAUACUUUGUAUUUUACUCCCUUGUCUUCAGUCUACGAUGAAUUGGUAUAGUUUAUUUCCCUGGAGUGAAAAGAAAAAAAAGAGAGAUCUCCUAAAUCUAUUAAAAGCAGUGACCAUGGGUAAAUCACUUCACCUCAUGGGAGUUGGAUUGAAUUCUACCUACCUUUCUCUCUAAGAGUCAGUGUUUCUUUCUACUUGUGUUAACCAAUAAGGGCAUCCUCUUCCCCAUACAGGUCUUUUUCUUAAUUUCCACCCCAAAAUUAUUACUGGUUGCCAGAAACUCAUUUAAUCAUCAUUUCACACCAAGUUGAAUUGUCUAAGAUUACUGCUUGUGCCACAUUUAAGGUACUGGUUCUUACACCUAAUUGGAAUAUAAAUGGGCACAGGAGAAUAAGAGGAACAAUGAAAAUGUCAACACCACACAAAAAAGCACUACAAAAUGGCAGUAAUAAACUCACCCAUCAAUAAUCACGCUGAAUAUAAAUGGCUUAAAUGCACUCAUAAAGAGAGAGUGACAGAAUGGAUUAAACAAACAGAUCAAUAUGCUAUCCACAAGAGAUACACUUUAGAAACAAAGACAUAAAUAUAUUAAAAAUCAAAGGUUGGAAAAAAAUUAUAUCAAGCCAACAGCAACCAAAAAAGAGCAGGAGUGGAAUACAAAUCUCAGAUAAAAUAGGCUUUAAAACAAAAUCCACCAUAAAAGACAAAAACAUUAUAUAAUGAUUAAACAACAAUCCACCAAUAGGACAUAACAAUAAUAAAUAUCUAUGCACCCAAUGACAGGGCUCUGAAAUACAUAAAACAAACUCUAAUAGCACUGAAAAGAGAAAAUCACACUUCCACAAUAAUAGUAGGAGACUUCAAUACACCACUCUCGGUAAAGGACAGAACAUCUAGAAAGAAACUCAACAAAGAUACAGAAGAUCUAAAGGUCAUAAUCAACCAACUUGACCUCAUAGAUAUGAAUAGACCACAUACAUCUUAGGCCACAAAGCAACCCUCAACAAAAUUCAAAACAUUGAGGUAAUACAAAGUGUCUUCUCUCAUCCCAACACCAUCAAAAUAGAAAUUAAUAACAGGAAGAACAAGGAAAAAAAUCGAAUACAUGGAAACUGAAUAACAUCCUGCUUAAAACGACUGUAGGGUUACUAUGAGUCAGAAUCAACUCGACAGCAGUGGGUUUGUUUUUUUUUUUAAAACCACUGGGUAAUAGAAGAAAUCAAAGAUGGAAUAAAGGAAUUCCAAGAAUCAAACAAGCAUGAAAACACAUCAUACAAAACACAGCAAAGGCAGUGCUCAGAGGUCAAUUUAUAGCAAUGGAUGCACACAUCAAAAAAGACGGGACAAAAUCAAAACAUUAGCUCCACAAAUCAAAUAGAAAGAAACAGCAAAAGAAGCCCACAGCCACCAGAAGAAAGGAAAUAAAUAUCAGAGCAGAAAUAAAUGAAAUAGAGAAUAGGAAAACAACAGAAAGAAUGAACAAAACCAGAUGUCGAUUCUUCAAAAGGAUCAACAAAAUUGACAAACCAUUGGCCAAACUGACAAAAGAAAAACAGGAGAGGACACAACUCGAAUAAGACAUAAAAAUGGGGAACAUUAUGACCCAACUGAAAUAAAAAAGAUCAUAACGGAGUAUUAUGAAAAACUAUAACAAAUUUGAAAACCUAGAGGAAAUGAACAAAUUUCUAGAAACACACAACCUGCACCCAUUGCCAUCGAGUCAAUUCUGACUCAUGGCGACCAUAUAGGACAGAGUAGAACUGCCCCAUAGGGUUUCCAAGGAGUGCCUGGUGGAUUCGAACUGCCAAGCUUUUGGAUAGCAGCCAUAGUUCUUAACCACUGCACCACCAGGGUAUGUAGAAACACACUACAUUCCCAAACUAACACAAACUGAAGUUGAAAAUCUGAACAGACCUAUAACAAGAAAAGAGAUUGAAACCCAAGGUAAUAAU
Messenger RNA from Loxodonta africana (African savanna elephant), 6573 nucleotides. RefSeq names its product interferon gamma receptor 1 (gene IFNGR1). Gene Ontology annotation, biological process: type II interferon-mediated signaling pathway. The transcript has 7 exons. Gene Ontology annotation, molecular function: cytokine binding; cytokine receptor activity. NCBI's taxonomy places the organism in Eukaryota, Metazoa, Chordata, Mammalia, Proboscidea, Elephantidae. The record is from RefSeq and is a predicted model, not a curated record. Gene Ontology annotation, cellular component: plasma membrane. Bases 110 to 1528 code for a protein of 472 amino acids.